AUGGCGACUAGUAAAAUGACAAAGUUUAAAGUUGGCGAUGAAGUCAGGAUUGACAACAAAGGCAAGGGCCGUAUUAAGAAGCUACUGGAAAACGAUGAGUACACUGUUCAGAUUGAAGGAAUCGAUUUCGAGUUUGAUUGUACAGCCGAUCGGCUUGUUUUAGAAGUUGAAGUCGGGUCUGGGGUUGUAAAGCAGACGACAGAUCAGGUCACGACAGGGGCAGGGCAAAGACAUAUUCGCAUAGACAACAGUGAUAUCGAUGAUUUUGUAAACAAACAAGCAAACAAAAACACUUUGUCAAAAACUUUUUAUGAUUUGAAGCUUCUUCGUCAGUUUUUGAGCCUGGAAAAUGAAAAUCGUGAAAUUUAUCAAAUCCCACCACAAGAAUUAUGCCCCCUCCUUUGCAAAUUCUUUAUAGGAAUACGGAAACAAGACGGUUCCAAUUAUGAACCGAGUUCGCUGCGUGGUUUUAUGAGUUCGUUUGACAGGCAAUUGAGACGGUAUGAUUAUGGUUACUCUGUGGUCAGUAGUGUUGAAUUUGGGAAAGUCCGAGAAGUUCUGACAGCUAAACAACGGGAGCUUAAGGAGGAAGGAAAGGGGAACAAACCAAUGAAGGCACAACCUAUUUCAGACGAUGAAAUUGAAACUCUGUGGGAACCGGGCCAGCUCGGAUGUAGCAACUCUGACAGUGUGAUAAACACACUAUGGUUUUUCAGUACUGUCCAUUUCGGACUACGUGGUUCCGAUGAACAUAGAUCAAUGUAUUGGGGGGAUAUUAAUUUGUGCCGAGAUGUGUCAGGGGAAGAAUAUCUUGAAUUUGAUGAAAGACAAACUAAAACGCGGCAAGGAACAAACCCGAGGGACGUCCGCGCUGUAAAACCCAAAAUGUGGAGUAAUUCCGAGAACCUAGAAAGGUGUCCUGUAAAAACAUACAAAUUCUACAAGAGUAAACGUCCUGCAAGUUACUGUGAACCAAGUGAUCCCUUUUACAUAGCCACACAUACAAAACAGGGAGCAUUGAAAGGCGAAGACCAGUGGUUUAAAAAACAGCCAAUAGGUGUAAACAAACUUACCCAAAUAAUGAAGAAAAUGGCCAUAGCUGCAGGUCUCCCAGAUGACAAAAAACUUUCGAAUCACAGUGCCCGCAAACACUUGGUUCAAAAACUAAAUGACCAGAACAUUCCUCCGAAUCAGAUAAUCCAGAUCACUGGACAUCGGAAUUUGCAAAGUGUUAACAAUUACAGCCAUAUGUAUCUGAUGAGUGGUCACCUGCAGACUGGACAUGUGACAAUUCUGACGGACUUUGAUACAAGGCGAUGUAUCCGUAACACACAUUGA
Pecten maximus is the source of this 1338-nucleotide messenger RNA. Its product is annotated as zinc finger MYM-type protein 3-like. NCBI's taxonomy places the organism in Eukaryota, Metazoa, Mollusca, Bivalvia, Pectinida, Pectinidae. Gene Ontology annotation, molecular function: DNA binding. Gene Ontology annotation, biological process: DNA integration; DNA recombination. The record is from RefSeq and is a predicted model, not a curated record. Bases 1 to 1338 code for a protein of 445 amino acids. The transcript has 2 exons.